AUAUAAUAAAAAAUAUUAACAGUGGUCUAAUUCUUUUUAUUAAAACGAUGUUCAAAAUUAUUUAGAAUAGUUAAUAAUUUACUUCAGUGUAAAUAUUAUAAAAUAGUAUCUUCAGAUAGGAAUUUGUAGAACGCUUAUUGUUUUGAAGAAAGUUUUUUCGUAAAGAAAAAAAUUGUGUGUAAUGUCAUUUAGAAUUAAAAAAAAUGAUUUACAGUUGCGCAAUACUUUUGGGAAUCAUUACAACAUUGUCACAAACAUACGAGAUUCAACAUCAUUUGAAUGGCACUGUUACUCCAGACCUGCAACAUGCAUCUCUAAAUGAAACAUCUAAUUUUGAAGUGACUUCUGUUGAACAUUCAUUUCACAAAGAAAAUACUACUGAACUUAAAAUCAAAAUAAAAAUUAAUGGUACAGACAGAGAAAUUAUUCUUCAGUCCUCAAAAUUUUAUUUAGCUAGUAAAGAUACAAAAGUUUGGUUAGCUGAGAAACGUGAAAAUAAAUUUGAUUAUACGUUACAAAAAGAUAUAAUAGAGAAAGCAAAUGUAACUUUUUAUCAUGACGAAGAAACAAAGUCCACAAUAUCUCAUACAGUAAAUAAAAGAGGAAUUUCAGAAUUUAGGGGUAUUAUUGACUUUGAUAAAGUAAUACUUCCAAUCGAUAAAUAUAUUCAUAACCGUCAUUCAAAUAUUUUGUCGGAAACAUUUCAAAAAUCUGAGAAAGAUAAAGACAAAAAUCAUCAUAUAAUUUAUAAACGAUUUGCAACUACUUUUAAUAAAGAUAAAAUUGCACCAAGUAAGUCUGAUGUGCCAAUGGAAAAUUUAACAUUUAGUACUCCAGAUGUAGUAUAUCCAGAAAUUUUAGUAUAUGUAGAUAAAACUCUUUUUCACGAAUUUGAUAAUGAUAUUGUAAAAAGUGUGGCUUAUAUUCUAACAUUUUGGAAUGGAGUUGAUCUUAUCUUUAGAGACAUUGAAAAACCUUUAGUUCGUUUAAACAUUGCUGGAAUUGUUUUAUGUCAGGAAUCGGUUGUAUCCAAAAGUAAAUUUUUAGAGGACUACUUGAAUGAAAUUAACGAGUUCCAAACAUUUAUGUAUAAAGAAGAAAAAUUCCGAUUGGAAAAAGAUUACGAUAUUGCUGUUUUGAUGGGUGGCGGUCCUGGAACAGGUGGUCCUUUAGGUGUGACAAGACAAGGAGGAGCUUGUACAGAGUAUACUGAUUUGAAGAUGGUUCUAUCUGUGAUGAUGAUACAUGAUUCUGGUUUUUUUUACGGUAUUCACACAGCUACGCAUGAAUUAUCUCAUUUAUUUGGUGCUUCUCACGAUGGUGACCCAGCGCCUGAUUUUAUAGAUGGAUCAGGGGCUGAAACGUGUUCUAAUAAUGACAGUUUUCUUUUGGGUUUUUCUACUCAUAACGAGAACAAAAAUAUUUUUUCCCCAUGCACCAAGAGAAUGAUGUCUCACUUUUUCAGUCUAGAGAGGGCUAAAUGUCUUCUAAAUAAUCCAGCUGUUAAUAGAAGUGAUAAACAAAUAUUAAGAAUAUUGCCUGGUAAAUAUGUUACAAUCGAUGAGCAAUGUCAAAAAUUGGGAUAUCUUGAAGCUGUAAAAAAUUUCCCACUCAAUUGCUUCACAAUAAAGUGCAAGGACACUGACUCAAACUGGUUUAUUGAUGAAAUGGCACUUGAUGGUACUGCUUGUGAUUUGGAAAAAUUCUGUUGGAAAGGAAAAUGUGUGAAAGUAACAUUUAACGAAAAUGACAAUGCAAAACUAUUAUUUCCACCAAAAUAUCAACUGCCUGCUAAUAAAUCUGCUGAUGAACUUGUAAAUCUAUUAUAAAAUUGUAAAUUUAUUUGUAGUUCCUGGUUUGUUACGAAGGCACUCUGCAUUCUUUCGACUAAAAAUGAUUAUAUUUUGUUAGUAUUAAUGAAAUGCGAAUAUUUUAUCAUCAGUGAAUUUAAAAAUAAAUACCUAAA
This is a messenger RNA of Leptopilina heterotoma, 1966 nucleotides long. Its product is annotated as venom metalloproteinase 3-like. The record is from RefSeq and is a predicted model, not a curated record. The transcript has 12 exons. The coding region runs from base 204 to 1829 and encodes 541 amino acids. Gene Ontology annotation, biological process: proteolysis. Gene Ontology annotation, molecular function: metalloendopeptidase activity. Lineage: Eukaryota; Metazoa; Arthropoda; Insecta; Hymenoptera; Figitidae.